Messenger RNA from Syngnathoides biaculeatus (alligator pipefish), 2772 nucleotides. RefSeq names its product hyperpolarization activated cyclic nucleotide-gated potassium channel 3 (gene hcn3). The coding region runs from base 334 to 2289 and encodes 651 amino acids. The record is from RefSeq and is a predicted model, not a curated record. Gene Ontology annotation, cellular component: membrane. Gene Ontology annotation, molecular function: voltage-gated potassium channel activity. Gene Ontology annotation, biological process: potassium ion transport; transmembrane transport. The transcript is spliced from 8 exons. Lineage: Eukaryota; Metazoa; Chordata; Actinopteri; Syngnathiformes; Syngnathidae.
CAAAAUAUUCCUGUAAGGGCGGCGUGGUGGAUUAGCUGGUAACGUGUUGGCCUCACAGUUCUGAGGUCCCGGGUUCGAUCCCAGACCCACCUGUGUGGAGUUUGCAUGUUUUCCUCGUGCCUGCGUAGGUUUCCUCCGGGCACUCCGGUUUCCUCCCACAUCCCCAAAAGCAUAAAUUAAAUUGCCCCGAGGUGUGAUUGUGAUUGCGGCUGUUUGUCUCUAUGUGCCCUGCGAUUGGCUGGCAACCAGUUCAGGGCGUACCCCGCCUCCUGCCACAGCUGGGUUAGGCUGCAGCACUCCCUGCGACCCUCGUGAGGAUAAGCGGCAAAGAAAAUGGAUGGAUGGAUUCCUGUGAGUCAGUGGGUUUCAAAAUGCAAGCGGGGAGUGGAAAUUUCAUCUCUAAAGGUGUCCAAACAUCGCUCCAAGAGUGACUUCAGCCCCACCAGGAGCCUCGGCGACCAGAAGGGCAGCAACGAGAGUCCCGCUCACAAGGCCGACACGCCGCGCCACCGGAGCUGGAGCAGCCUGCGCUUCUCCCGAUGGCGGAGCGGCUCCCGGAAGGCCGGCCGCCCCGGGACGCCCCCCGCCAAGGCGGACAUUCGAAGCGACGUGAGCCAGACGCUCUUCUCGCUGGUCAAGACGCACAACGACGACUACACGGCCGAACCCGACGGCCCGCUGGACCCCGACCGGGGUGACGAAGACGACCUGGGGGAGGUCGGUCCGGACCAGUCCACGUACUUCCAGAAGCAGUUCGGAUCCAUGCUGCAGCCCGGCGUCAACAAGUUCUCGCUGCGCAUGUUCGGCAGCCACAAGGGCGUCGCUGCCGAGCAGGCCAGGGUCCAAUCCUUUGGAGUGUGGAUCAUCCAUCCUUAUAGCGACUUCAGGUUCUACUGGGACCUGGUGAUGCUGCUCCUAAUGAUGAGCAACCUGGUGAUCCUGCCCUGGGGCAUUACGUUCUUCGAGGACCAGAACACCAUCCCCUGGAUCACCUUCAACAUGCUGUCCGACACACUCUUCCUCAUGGACCUGGUCUUCAACUUCCGCACGGGCAUCCAGGGCGAGGACAGCCACAUCGUGCUGGACCCCAAGUACAUCCGCCUGCACUACCUGCGCUCCUGGUUCCUGGUGGACUUCGUCUCCUCCAUCCCGGUGGAUUACAUCUUUCUGGUGGUGGACCUGGAGUCCCUGCAGGACUCGUCGGACGUGUACCGGACUGCCCGCGCCCUCCGCAUUGUGCGUUUCACCAAGAUCCUCAGCUUGCUGCGACUCCUGCGUCUAUCCCGCCUUAUCCGUUACGUCCACCAGUGGGAGGAGAUGUUCAACAUGACGUACGACCUGGCCAGCGCGGUGGUGCGGAUCAUCAACCUGAUCGGCAUGAUGCUGCUGCUGUGCCACUGGGACGGCUGCCUGACCUUCAUGGUGCCCAUGCUGCAGGACUUCCCCGCGGACUGCUGGGUGUCCAAGAACAACAUGGUGAACGCCACCUGGCACAUCCAGUACUCGUACGCCCUGUUCAUGGCCAUGAGCCACAUGCUGUGCAUCGGGUACGGCGCCCACCCUCCGGAGGGCACGAGCGACGUGUGGCUGACCAUGGUCAGCAUGGUGGUGGGCGCCACCUGCUACGCCAUGUUCCUGGGCCACGCCACCAACCUGGUGCAGUCCUUGGACGCCUCGCACCGCCAGUACCAGGAGAAGUACAAGCAGGUGGAGCAGUACAUGUCGUUCCACAAGCUGCCCGCCGACGUCCGCCAGAGGAUCCACGACUACUACGAGCAGAGGUUCCAGGGGAAGAUGUUUGACGAGGACAGCAUCCUGGGAGAGCUCAGCGACCCGCUGAAAGAGGAGAUCGUCAGCUACAACUGCCGCGGCCUGGUGGCCAACAUGCCGCUCUUCGCCAACACCGACCCCCACUUCGUGACCGUGAUCCUGACCAAGCUCCGCUUCGAGGUCUUCCAGCCCGGAGACUUCGUCAUACGGGAGGGAACGCUGGGUCGCAAGAUGUACUUCAUCCAGCACGGCACCGUCGUCGUCACCCCGCGGGGCAGCAAGGACGUCAGGCUGAGCGACGGGGCCUAUUUCGGGGAGAUCUGCCUGCUGACUCAAGGUCGCCGCACGGCCAGCGUGAUGGCCGAGACGUACUGCCGUCUUUACUCGCUGAGCGUGGACAGCUUCAACGAGGUGCUGGAGGAGCACCCGCUGAUGAGGCUGGCCUUUGAGAGCGUGGCCGUGGACCGGCUGGGACGGGUCGCCAGGAGGCCCAGCUAUCAGCCCCCCUCAAACAAGUGACCCCAAAAAACCCACCCGUCCUCCCCCGACUCCCCCUUUCAACUUGAACGAUCCGCAAACAAAGCAACAGCAACAAACCAGCAAACUGAUUGUGACUCACGAGCAGAACGAAUACCAAUUAUGCUAAUAAGUCAUUGAUUUUCUUUCAUUUUAUUCUCCACUUUUCUUGCAAUAUUACAGGCCUGCAUUUCAUCCGCAAAUCCUUCCCAGCAUCUGCAGUUAAGUAAAUAAAUGGCACGUUCAUGAAAAUAUGCACAAUCACAGUCAAGUUAAUGCUGUGAUAAUAAGUCCUGUAAAUCCAUGUAUCCAACGUAUUUAGAACAAAAAUGAUUUAAUAUACAUAUCUAGAAUUAUGUAUUUAAUUAUCCUUGUAAAUACAUUGACAUACUUUUAAGACUUGUUUUAUUAAGGCAGAACAAAAUGUCUCUGUACUGUAUUUAUAAUUUAAAUUUGUCCCUUUAUUUGAUUUUUCAGGUAACAUCU